GUGAUAAAGGAUCUUUUCAUAACGGACAAUCUGACUAUACAUAUUGAUGGGGAACCUUGUACUGAGAAAGAAAAAGCAAGGACAGAACGGCAAGCCAUAAGAGAAAAAAAUAUGGAUGCUUUGGAGAACGAUAUGAGCACCUUCGAGAGAAAUUCUCGGAGUGGGUAUGGACUCGUCCUCAAGUCAUGAGGCGCAUCCAAAAGGGUCUUCGAGAAGUCCACACCCUGAGCGUCCAGGACAGGGAUCAGCUGGCAAGAGGCCUUAGCUCUGUCUUCGAUGUCUGUCUGUGUGCAUAUGAAGCGGACCCAUGCAUAGGGUGCCAUGAUGAGGAGAAUGAUAGGAUCGUGAUAUCCCAAGACUCUGAUUUUUUUGCGUACGAACGAGUCUGCUUCCUAACGGAAGUUUGGGGUUUACGACGUAGACAACGUUAUCCAAGCACUAAGACUGCCAUCACACGCGCAUCUGGUGUUAUUCUGUGCCAUCGCAGGCAAUGAC
Lobosporangium transversale is the source of this 495-nucleotide messenger RNA. RefSeq lists its product as hypothetical. Lineage: Eukaryota; Fungi; Mortierellomycota; Mortierellomycetes; Mortierellales; Mortierellaceae. Bases 186 to 494 code for a protein of 102 amino acids. The transcript is spliced from 2 exons. The record is from RefSeq and is a predicted model, not a curated record.